Messenger RNA from Podarcis lilfordi (Lilford's wall lizard), 27180 nucleotides. The record is from the annotation of a GenBank genome assembly. Lineage: Eukaryota; Metazoa; Chordata; Lepidosauria; Squamata; Lacertidae.
CGCGGCCGGGUCAGCAGGGGUCGCUGCGGAGCAGCCCGGGAGACGUUCCGUUCAAAGCGCCUGAGAGGAGGGGCGCUUCCUGUUUAGCCAGAGGCAGGAGCGGCUAUGGCGGCGGCGGCGAAAGGAGCAGGAGCGGCGCCCCCGCUCGCGGCAGCGGGCUCGGAUCCCGGAGCGCCGGGGCGGACGGGAGCCUGCCGAAGGCCGGCCAACAUCCUGGCCCAGCUCCGGCAGGCGCAGCUCAGUGGCCGGGGCCUGUCGCGGGGGCCGCAGGUACCGCGGGGCUGAGGCGGGCUUGGUGGGAAGGCCGAGGCUGAGGCGACGCCGACACGCCACCUCCCUCAGAAGAGGCUCCGCUCGGGAGACGGGGCGGCGGCGGCGGGAGGGACGAGGCGGGGAGCGAGGCCGCGGCCGAGCCACGUCCCAUUCUAGCCUAUCCUUUUGCAGCUCACUCUGGGGUGGGAAGUGGGGGGCGGUUUUCGCCCCUGUCCCUCCCUUGCGUGUGAUGCCGCCCCUUUGUCUCUCCCCACCCCCAGACUCGCAUCCAGGAGGCGGCCCUUCUUGGCACCCGUUAAGGCGAGCUCGGGCAAUUUUAUCCCAUCUCCCCCACCCUCGGAAAGAUGGGAGUCAGAGGCUUUCUGCCGCUCGUCUUUCUGGGCUCCCAGGGAAUCCUGGAGUUUCUGCUGCGAGGCCUGCUUGGCUUCCUGGUCUGCAACUCUCAACGGCUUUUCUGUUAAUAAGGCCAUUGCCUCUGGCAUUUGCUGAAGUCCGGUACCUUUCUCCCAGUAGCAUGCAAUCCAGUUUACUUCGUUGGAAAGGUGUCGUCUUGCCUUGCUCGCCGGAGUUUUUUGCGCGCGCACGGGCGUCUUGCACAGCCCCAUGGCAAGGUAUAACUCCCAAGCAGGAGUCAGUUGGCAGAAUAUAAGAGCACCGUGUUCUCCAUCGCUGAGUCAACGUGUGGCAAUUUUGUUGUGUUCCGAGAGGCAAUCUUAAAAGUGUGAUCUUUAUGUAGCAGACACAAAGUCUGGCAGUUGAAUUUUUCACCUCCUUUCCUCCAUAACAGCUGCCACGUUUAGGAGCAUUAGGAAAUAAUAGUGUCCAAGAACACAUAUCAAAUACGUUUUCUUUAUUUAGUAGAACUUAAGCAUUGCAGGGGGGAAAAGACAUAUGAAGUUAAUGCCAUAAAAACCUGAAGUACCAACAUUGCAAAUCUACAAUGUUGAUUAUCAAUACUGAGCUGUGAAACCCUAAUUAAAUCAUAAAUACCUGAAUAAGCAAGGCUAAAAUUGGGCAUCAGGCAAAAGGUGAUAUUGGCCUCUGAAAUGGAAGAAUGGGAGAUGCUCAAAGGAAUAGAUAUUUAUACCCAUUUUUGCCUUUAAGGGAGAUAAUUUUUUCUAACCUUUUUCAUUUAAUUGAAGACUACAGUCCACAAAAUACCCAACUUCAAUAAAUAUCUAUAUUUUUGCUUUUAUAAGUAUCUUUGUUGUUGAUUAUGUUGUUCUCCCUCUCUUCUUUUUUCCUGUAUCCCUUUAUUUCUUUUAACUGAAAUCACCUAAAUAAAACAUAAGUAUUAAAUUUAAAAAAUGAAAGGAUUCAAUAAAUCAUGUCCUCAAAAUACAUUCAUUUCAGCUUUGGCAAUGGUUUUGAUCAAACAUAAUUUACUGUCAUCAAAGCAUAAUAAUUUUAGUAGCAUCUAAAACAACUACAUCAAAUACAAACAAUUGCUAUUUUAAAAAAGUAUCUGGAUAAGAAUUACAUGCACAUUAUUAAAACCUAAAUUUUACAGGGAUGUGUUUGACUCAUAUUGGGGCGUACUAAAAUUAUCAAUGUUAAAAAUAGCAUUUGCUGUGAACACAGCUUGCUUAACCAAUACAUAAAGGUGGAUUAAUAAGUCAGGCCAAUCAAGGUUUUUUUUAUAUAAUGGGAGACAUAAUGGUAUCGGUUCAAGAUAGGGAAUGGGAAAUAGUGAUCUACCAUUCUGGUAUGCAAGUGUGUCCUGUCUCUGAAGGGUGUUAUAAAAAUAGAAAGAUGCCUUAUAUUCCCAUUUCUGUAAGUUUAGUUGGAUUGCAUUGGUAUAAGGAAAAUCAGCCAUAUGGACUAUUGCAGUGUCCUGGAACCAGCCAAAAUGAAAAUAUUUGCCACAAAUAUAUGUGAAGUUUUUUGAAGAAAUAUUCCUUUGUAUGUGAUACCUCACAAUACACAAUAUAAUGUUGCAAUCCAGCACUGAGCUGGGUACACCGAAGCCUGCUGUUUUCAGUUAUUAUGAUCAAAAUGCACAAUGUAAAUGUUAAAAAUUAUAUUCAUUCAUCACUUUAAAAAUGAUUCUUUUCUAGCUUGAAAAUAGAAUUUACUUACCAGGAUAACCUAACUUGCUCAGUUCUUUUUUUGUCCUUCAGUGAAAUACGUUGUGCCUAUCCUACUUAAGUCAUUUCCUUUAGUCAUUUCCCCUAAAUACUAGAAGAGUUCUGGUUUGAUGACUAGUGGAAAACGUGACAUUGAUCUUGUAAACUCCUAGUUGGGUUUCUUUGAUGAGUUUUGAACCUUUGAAUCUGUGCUGUUUUGCUUGUAUAUAUUUCAUGCUUGAUCAGCAUUCAUUUCUCUUUUGGCACAAUAAACUAAAUUAUAUGGAAAUUUACAUCCAGAAUUUUUAAAAACUCUCUGAAAAUGGUGGAGCCAGAAGCUUUGUUAAGUGUGAGUGCUGAAUUUAAAAUACUGUUUUGUUCUGCUCACAGGGACUUCUUAAAAUAGAAGUCCCUGUGAGUUGGGGGGCGGGGAAGCUGCAAUAGCCCAAAGUUACCUGUCUCUGCUGCAACACUUUAGCAUGGAGUUGCUACUCAAAACUUUUAGUGUAGAAGGUUCUUGUCACUGCUUUGUUGCAAGACUGGGAAUGAAAAGAGAAUUUGAAGCAUUGAUUCUUUUCCACGGUAAUGGAAUCUGCAUUUCAAUAGCAUUUUCAUGGGGAGGGGAGAAUUCAUCACUGUGUCAUGCACAUUGCAUUUUCUGCAUCGGCAUCAUCACUACUGCACAUUACAAUCACACAUAUCUUUUCUGGUGCAAGUGUUCACAGUACAGAAACUGGUUUUCCAGCUCAGGUAUGCAUAACAAAAGAUACUUGUAAAUCUAGUUUGUUUGUUCUUCUUGUAGUGAAAGUUAUAUCUGUGAAGAAAAAUCAUAAUGUGAGGAGUCCUUCUAUCUUAAAAGAGCUGUGGUGUUAAUCCUGUCUAGAACCUGACAAAACUGAUGGCACACAUAAGCUGCCCACUUGGCCAACAUCUAAACGAUGUCUGUCUGUUUGCACAAUGGGAUUUCUAGUUUCUCUUCUCUCCCUGUAAAAUCUGCUGAAUGGUCCCUGAAUUCCCCCAGAGCAGAUUUGGGGGUUGUGUUUUGGGGGUCCAUGGGGAGGAAAUGAAGGGAAAGCCCCAUUGUGUAUGCAGGCACCUACUUCCGCUAAAUUAGAUCUCACAUUUUGACAAGCAACCCUACUUAGAAAAUUUAUUUUAACCCUUCAGUGGGUAUUGAAAAUCUAGAGCAUUUUAAGUGAGAUAAGGCUUCCUAAUUUUGAUAAAAUAACGGAAGGAAGAUGAGGAUAACACACUUGUGGGGAACUAGAGUAAGUUAUAUUUUGGAUAUUGAAAGUGCAGGAUAAUUUACAAUUAGUUUAUGAGUCUAAAGAUAAUACAGAAUGAAACAACAGUAUCCCAUCAGUGCAAGGAUUGAUCCUUGCACGACUGGACUUUCCCGACACACACUCUACACACUCUCCAAAUCUGCUCUGUAAGGUUGAGGUAACCCUCUAGAAUUGGUUUAGGGGGCACAAGCAGAAAUUAUUGCACAGAUAGAAUGUUCAUAUAGCACUACGUUGGAUACAACCCUUUAUUUACAGUACUAUCAACAUCUGUGAAUUUAUAAUUUCUCCGUGCCAAUGCCAAUUUAAAAAAACAACCCAUUCUUUUCAUUUUUAUAAAGAAGAUAAUCUACGAAAUAAAAAUAUAGGUGGAAGAUAUAGCAGGGAAAGCAAUCUAAUUUUCUUUUUGUAUUAGUAUUUUUUAUUAGCAACAAACUAGUCAGCAGUUGCACAUUGUUAACAUACCUCACCAUUAUCACUACUCUGGCUGAUAACUUUGCUUAUUUCCUUUGCAAUACUCGUAUGUGAGAGCUGUGGGUAUUAUUAAUAUAGUAUAGUUAUAACAGAAAGCAGGGAAUCUCUUGAUCUACAGAUUUGAUCUAGGUGGCCUUAAAAAAGAUCACAUUCAGAGCCUAGCUGUCAGUUUUCAAUACUAUUGAAAAUAUUGCUGGUGGAUUAUUAUUUUUUUUAAAAAAUGUUUUGUAAAUUUAGCACUAGACAUUGGCCUACUAGAGAAUGGUAAGAAAUUUUAGGUCUGUUCUUGAAUGGGAAAAUCUUUAAGCAAAAGAAAUGAUGGGGUGGCUUGGUUUUUACUACUGUUUACAAUAGCUAAACUAUGUUAACCAGCUGACGAAUGAGGAAAAGCUUAACUCACAAUGAUAUCUGAAAACAAUAUUUCCCAUUUUCCUUAGGGUAACCUUCAAAGGGAGCCUGGGAGAUUAUAAAUCUGUCCUCCACCCCACCCCCAGCUGUAGUGGCAAUGUUUGCUUCAGUUAACCAAGGUCAAACAUUUUUAAUGCUGAUUUCAAAAAUCAUGUUUUAGCAGCUGUACAUUGGCUUGACAUGUUCAUCAAGCUAUCUACCACAAACUCAAGUCCUCAUUCCUAUUCAGUUACCACCUCCACCAAUUCAGACUCCUUAUGUGAAAUUUAGAGAGAAAAGUGCCCCAGUUUGCAUCAGUUUACUUGACUACAUAGUGUUACAUUUGCCAUUUUACUGCUCAUUCACCCAGUUUAGAUAGGUCCUUUCAAAGCUCUUCCUCAUUUUUGUUUUAACUAUCCAGAUCAUUUUAGUACCAUCAACUCUAAAUAAUUUAUGAACAAGUUAAAAAGCAUAGGUCCCAAUAUCAGUCGUUGGGGAAUUUGCAGAAAUCUGCUUUGGCAAGUGUUAGGACAAUAAGUAAGUUGCAAUGAACAUAUGUGGAUUUAAUACAUUCACAAAAGUACAAUUUUCAGUGAGUAAACCAUACUAGUCCUGUUAUGAGUAUCAGAGUAUUUGACUAAACAUCACUGGCCCCAUUCUUCAAAAUGUUACAGUCUGCUUGGCACUAAAGAUCUGUUGUAAUUAAGGUCACACAGUGUUGCCUGUAUCAGAAUACAGAACCCUCUUUGUAUCCAGAUUUUCACGUGAAUGACAACUGAAUGUCCAAAUCUCACUUACAAUGAAAGAACUUAUAUUCUUGUGGAAGCAUUGUUGACACCAUUACCUGAUAUUUAGAAUGCUUGCUGGAGAGAUGGGGAUAGUGUUUAAUUUCUAAAGAAAGACAUCCAGGGACUCAUACCAUGAGUUUUAUGAGCCCUCCUCAACAGAGUGGGAAGGGUGAGGAAACUUGCUUAGUGGAAAGGAAAGGACGUACUGUGUGAGCUCAGGGACACUUUUAAUGUAUUCUAGUGGGUCAGUAGAAUUAUCUGUUGGCUUCCAAGUUUGAAGGCAAUUUGUUGUUCCUUCUGUAUCAAGAAAAAGAAGUUUCUGCAUGAUUGGGGAUGCCUGAACAGACCUAGUGUAAUAGUGAAUAUCAGAUACACAGUUUGGGUAUAGUGGCCAGUUUCCAAGACAUAAGGUAGCAUGACACAGUAUUUCUGUCAGCAAUAUAUAAAAUAUAUCUGAGAAAUGUGUCAGUCUCAUCUUUAUCUUGUCUUGUAGCUCACAGAAGCUUUGUUAAAGGAAAGAGAUAAACAAGCAAAGUGGAAUGGAAUUCCCUUGCUCUUACAGAAGCUGUAUGAGAACAGUCAUCCCAACAGUGAUUUAUCCCAGUGCCAAGGCAUCUUAAAGGUAAUGUUUCUUACUAGCAGACUGAUGCAUGGAGCAGAAUCCAUUCUCAGUUUCCUCUGAUAUUUUAAGUCAAUUCAUAAGUUACGUGUUAGUCACAGAUUCUUUCAGUGGCCCCUCAAAUGCAUGUGUUUAGCUAUUUCCAUCCUGUGCAUAAUUAUAUGGACUGCUAUCAGAGCCCUCAUUUGUUGUCUCCCCCACUCCCAGCUAAACCUCCUCAAAGCUUUAAGCUUUCUUCGUACAGAAGAUUCUCCAACCCUUUUUUUUCCAGAAGAGUAAAAAGGAAUUGAGUAUCAAGUUCUGCUCAUAUAAAGUGAAUUUCAACAAAUGUGUUUCACAUAUUUACUUAGAAAUCAUUUCUUUUCCCAAUCUUGCAUGUUUGGCAUUUCAGACUACAUUGAUAGAAUAAUUAAGUUUGUUCUGUUUUCUGAUAUCACAUUUAGCUGCUGAUGCAGUGAAUUAAUCUGUAUUUGUAUAUUUUUUGAUGAAAUCGGCUAUCUGGUGCUGCAAAUUGAUGUUUUGAAAAUCUCAUAAGUACCCUCAGUAACCUUCUGCAACUACUUUGAAUAAUAUGCUUUGAUAUGAAGUAUCUCUCAGUACUUGCAACUUUAACUUUUGUUCCCUGCCAGGAGAUUUCUCCCCUCCUUUCAAUGGAAGCUAUGGCAUUUGUCACAGAAGAGAGAAAGUCUGCUCAAGAAUCCACUUUUCCAAAUACAUACACAUUUGACUUAUUUGGAGGAGUUGAUGUAAGUGGUUUCUACUUUUUUUAAAAAAAUGCUGUAGCAUAUUGUCAAAUACAGUAACUAACACAUUGAGUGAGGCAUUGGUAGUAGGAAUAAUUAAAUACUAAUACUCUUGUUCAAGACAAUAGUACAGCCAUAGGAAGGUUUGGUUACCCAAGAAAGCCAAAUUUAAAAUGUAAGGAAGGGAUUCUUCAUUACAAUAGGAAUAUUGUGUUUUUGGAGACUAAAGUAACUUGGCCUUUUGGCUUAGAAAAUGAAGGCUUAAGAGAAAACACAAUUUCACUCUACAAGUUGAAUAAACAGUCACAGGGUGCAACUUUAACCAAGGUUAAAGUUAUGUGAUCUUGGUGUGUUUCUUCCAUUCUUUUGGAUUAGGGGGGUGUAAAGCAGCAUGGAUCUGCAUCACUUUAUUGGAUGCUAGGAAGGAAUCUCCCUCAAUCAGACUGAGUAUCACAAGGAACGGGAAUGUUUUCUCUCUAGCAGGAAUGACUAACUAGCAGUCCAUGGGGUACUUGUAGCAUCAAGAGAGGUAAAGAUGGAGGGCACCAAUACAGAAAAUCAGAAGAAACUUCUAGAGUUGAGAACCUUGGCCCUCUGGGUUUUUUCAGACUACAACCCCACAGUGUUAGAAACUGAGAUAUGAAAGCUAAAUGGCAAGUUAAACCUAGGUUAUGGGUGCAACAAUGGAAUAUCUAGGUGUGUUCUUUUUAUAACAAGAAUUCCGAAGCUGAAAAUGAAUUAACUGCAGCUAAAAUAUUAUGUUCAUUUUUUACAUGGUCUAGUCCUUCACCCGCUCCCCCCAUAUAUUCUUAAGAGGGUCUCUUCUCCAGUCUUCAGAGAGUAGCUGGAAGUGGGGAGGCAGAAAUAUGUCCCCCUUUCCUUCUACUCUGCAGUUUUAAUCUGAAAUCUUAGGUGCAGUACUGCACCCAGAGCUCAGAAAUUGCUCACUCUAGUGAAAUUCCCUAUCACAAAAUGUGCCUAGAACAGUGGGAGUUUUGAACACUGCAACUCCAACAAUCCUUGAUCAUGCUUAUAAUCUGGAGGGCCACAGGUUCUGCACCCCUGCUGUAAGUGGCCCUAGAAGUGUGUGACUUAUUUCACCCAGUAUAUUUUGAAGUAAGACUCUUCAUCAGAGGCACUACUUUUUUGUUGUUGUUGCAAGGUAAAUGCGUUCUAUAUUAGGCGUCUCAUAACCUGACUGGCCAACUGUCCUUCAGCAUUUCAAAACGUUUAUGGGGCACCCAUAAUUUCAGUGCUAAGAAAGUUGAGGGUUGUCAUGGCUCAGAAGUGAUAUUCAAUCUUCUUGAGAGUCAUAGGAUCCUGACGUAUAUAAUUAAUACUUAGCCUCUUGAAUCCAGUAUAUUAAGUACAAAGUGUCUAGUUUCCUUUUGCAUAUUUCAUAACCAAAUCUUUAAUCUUAAUAAAGCUUCCAUUUAGUGGGAGGCUGGCUCUGGCAAUGGAACCCCUUGUCAAUAUAUGAGUGGCCGUAAUGAAUGGGUCUGUGAUAGAGCUGACUAAAAGUUGUCUAUAAAUUAAACACAAGGUCAUAGUUAAAAGCUUGGAGAGCAACAUGUCUGUAUCUUAUAGAUAAAUUUAGAAAAGCACGUUCUUUUAUUACUACAGAAUCUUAAUAGCUAGCUUGAACUAAUAUUGAAACUAAGCUAUUUCACACUAAAAUAUGGAGCUGCCUACUACAUCAAAAUCUUUUAAAUCCUCUUCCAAGUUCAAUGGGAAGUUACAAAAACCUUUUGUCUGUAUAAGCUACAAUUUUACAACUAAUAUGCGCAAAGACUGAGUAGUGAUGCCGGUUGAUAUAACGUCUUGAUCAGAUAAGCUACAGGCAGCGCAGAUUUUGCUUUUAAGUAGCCUAUAGCUUUUAAAAGUGGCAAUGUAUUCAACUUCUAUGCAGCCUUCACAAGGAGAGGCCACAGGCAUAUAUUAUAGAGUCCUGUCCUCCUUAGUGAUAGAGGGGUGGUUCGUGGUCCAGUCCUGUAUGUUGUGCUAUACAAUUGCAUCCUGGGCCACUACUGAAAGAAUAGACUGGAUGCCAGCCCUGAUUCUUGCUCUGGGAAAGCACCAGCUAUUGGUGCUACUGUGUCAACUGAUAGGGAGGACAGGGUGGCUUCCAUAAGGUGCAGGAAUGUGCAACGGCCAUUUUCAAGGGCAGGAGGUGCCCCAUAGUCCUAGAGAUAGCUUUGCUACAAUUGUCUGGAAUGUUUUCUGGGUGACAUUGUUUCCUUUUACAAUAGUUGCUUUUGUCUUUUUUAACCCCUUAUCAGUCUUAUCCCAAGUCUUUCUUUGAAAUGGAAAAGAAGGGUAAUAUAAAAGGGUGUGUGGGGUGAAUAAAAGUAUCCAUUCUUUUUAAUUCACUUGACUUAUAUUUAUGUAAGUGUGUUACUGUAUUGAGUUUUCCCAGUGUGUAUAUUCAGUAAAUAUUAGUAAGUAUAUGUGUAUCUUUAAAAUAUUAAUACAUGGCAGGGGGAAAGCUUGCCCUGCAAAUGUAAAGAUCAGUAGACUAUCCAUGUCCUCUGCAAAUGGCAUUGCCUCAGAAGGGGAGAAAUGUUGUGGGAACUUUGCACCAACUUUGCAGCAUGCACGAACGUACUUCUCAUUCACAUUAAAACUAUAGUUUCUUUUAAAAUGUCAUUGCAUUGCUCUUGAAAUAUGACUAUUGUUUUGAAGAGAAGCAUAGUAAAGUAGGACACUGGAUGUUUUGUGCAGUACAAUAGAGCGGAAUUGUCGUUUUUUAAAGUAGUUUGCUUUAAAUUUCAAUAUAGCCCAAAAAUUAGGUGCAUUUUUUAUUAAAAUGCAUCUAUAUAAAGUUAUUAUGUAUCUAAUUUUCACAGCUUCUAGUAGAAAUACUUAUGAGACCAACUCUUAUUACACAAAAGAAGAAGCAGAAAAGUAAGUCAAUAAUAUACUUCCUUCACCAAACCUUGUUUUGUUUCCUUCUCUUCUCGUGUCCUGAUAAAAUAAUUGGUCACUAAACCAAGUACUGGUGGCAAUACUUGUUUGCUAACAUUGUGUGUGUGUUUUAAUGAUGUAUGAAAAUGAAAUUUUACCACACAGUUUCUUAACUUUUAUGGUUGCAGAGGUGAUAAAUGCUGGUAAACCAUGUUUGUUUAUAGGAUUAAAUACUGCACAAUAAACAAAGUAUAUAGGCAGUGAACAUAGCACAUCCAUAAAACAUCAUUAGACUACUUAAUAACAUCUGGAUAGUGAUGCACAAUAACCAGUGUUUUAGAGGACCCGCUCCCCAAACCCUGGAGGCAAGCCCAAGUCUUGUUGGGUAGCAGUAGCCAAAUGACCAGAAUUAAACACCAACCACUGUCAUCACUCCUGUGAGUCCACCAGUUUUGGCUAGGAAAAUCACAGAGCUUUACAGAACGUCACCUAAGAUUUGAGAAACAAAAUACUAAGAACCAGAUUUUCUGUUCCAACAAUACAUAAGCCUCCAGGAAGUUAUUCAGUAGCAGUUUGUCUGAGCAGCCAAGUCCAUGGAUUUAGUUCUAGAAAUCUUACUCAGAAGAACGCACAGGAAAUAGGUGAAGUAGAUUUCUUAAAAAUUAAAUUAAAAAUAGCUUUUUUAAAAAAAUAGACUCCAGUAUCCCAGUGAAAGUAUAAGAAAAAACCAUUGUUAAGACUACAGUUGUGAAUUACAAGACAGGAUACAAAGCAACAAAAGCUAGCUUUCUUAGGCUAAUACAAACAAUAUCAGCAAAGGGACCAGCGCUGCUUACUUAUAAUAAUAGGUACAGAGUUUCACAAUCCAGACAAGCUAAAUGCCCUUUCAUUUAGAAGCAAGGCUAGAAUCACGUGGCAUAUAUAUAGGCUCAUAAGGUAAUAAAAGGAAGUCAAAGUCUCACAGUUUCUUGUUUCAUGUGGUGUUCAGAACAGGAAUAUCACAUGAUAUCUGCAGUAUUUCUGUCAGCCAUAUAAACUUGAUGUGAACGGAUUGCCUACCUGCCCUAAUAAUAGUUGUCGUUCCUCUGUGUGUUCAACUUCGAUCAGAUCUCAUUUUUAUUGGAUUUUAGCAGCUGAGAUACUUGCUGGAUUUUUUCAUUUGGGCUGUUAAAUAGUGUGGUGACGUAUGUCUUUGUUUGUGGUUGAUUGUUCAGGAAGCAUUAAUCAGUUUUUUCUAUUGCAGUAAGCGAUGACCUCAUCAAGGAUUGUUUAAGCAUAUUGUACAACACUUGCAUAUGUGUAAGUUAUAUUUUCUGUUCUGUCAAUAAUUUUUGUUUUGUGAUACAGCUAGGUUUAGGGGAUUCUUGGUCUGACAGAGAAAAACAUUCAAAGCAUUAAAUCAAUGUUGCAUGCUGCAAUAUUCUUGAUGCUAAAAUUUCUAUUGCAUUUCACAAAUUGCAGUGUAGCAAACCUGUUGCUGCUUGCAUUUUGUCUAAACAUCUUUUAAAUAAGGACUCAUUGCUAUUUAUUGCUGAAGUGUUUUAAGCCUUAAUGCAGUGGCUUGCUGUGGGAAUCUUGGUCAGCAUUCCCUGUUUAAAACUCUUUUCAGUUAUGUAUGCUUUUUAAAUUUUAUUCUGGAACUGUAUGAGUCAUUUUAUGUUAGUGGUAGUAUUUGGACUGGUUUUUUUAAAAAAAAAUAGAAACUUUUUAUCAAUGUAAAAUUAGUGUUGAAAACUAGAGUUGAGUUCAUGACAUUAAAUGUUGCAUGAAAACAAACCAAUAAUUCCUGUCAUUCACAUUACAUUUGUAUGCAUUGACAAGACUAUUGGAUACUUUACUUAGCUGGUAUGCACUUUUAUACUCACGUCAUUUGAGCAGCCUAGCUUUCCCUGUUGAGAAUUUAUUGCUCUUUUACUUAAAGGCAAAGAAAGCUGGAAAGGUUCAGAAUCCUAUGUGGAAGGAAGGCACUUUUCUCCAUUCCUUUUUUAAUUUCCACUUUGCUGCCUCCUGGGAGAGCUCUGUUUUUCUAUAUUAUUUUAAAAUUAUAUGUGAUGUUUGUCUCAGCAGUGUUAGCUUUUGCUCAUGUGUAUAUGUGGUUUCUCAUUAUUGUAGACUGAAGGAGUCACUAAACGAUUGGCAGAAAGAAAUGAUUUUGUAUUGUUCUUGUUUACAUUGAUGACAAAUAAAAAGACAUUCCUGCAAACAGCCACCCUAAUAGAAGACAUCCUGGGAGUAAAAAAGGUUUGUUGAUAAUGUAGCCUAUACCAUCAUGUUCUCAUUUAAUCUUGAAAACUCUUUAACAGCUUGUAAGUAGAAGUCCCUUCUCAGUUCAGUAACUGGAAAAAAAAUAUUGUAUCCUAAAUGGAAAAAGCCAUAUUACUUGCUCCUAACCUGUCUUUCCUUUGUAAUGUUUAAGAGUAUCUUGGCAGCACCUCUCCUAACUGUAAAAUGAAAUUUUGGGAAGGCAUCAUGUAAUAGCAAGGCUGGGUACUUUUUAUUGAGCCUGCUGAAGUGAGUCCCCAUUAUACAUCUCUGCAUGCACUGCUUUGCUUACCCCAUUCACGCCUUAGCUUUCUGGUCUCAAAUAAAGUAAUGUUGUGGGUAGCACUAUGGAUACUGGAAUUUACAAAGAAAAUGGUGAAGCAAGUGUGUCCAGAGAAUAGUGACUAGGGUGGUGUACAGGGUCUGGAGGGACAGUUGGAAAAUGGGUAGGUUUGGUGUGGAUAAGAAAAGGUUAAGGGGAGACAUGUCUGCUGCCUUCAAAUACCUGAAGGGCUAUUGCAUGCAUUGUUUUUUGUUGUUUGAGAGCUAAGAGCUGUUGGACAGUGGAAUGGACUGCCUUGGGUGGUGGUGGGCUUGCCUUCAUUGGAAAUAGUUAAGCAGAAGCUGGGCAAGCAGUUGUUGGGGAUGCUGUAUUUAAGUUCUGCAUUGCAGAUCCUUCUUUGAUUAGGAAGUUGGAUUAGGUGAUCUCCAAGGUCUCUUCUGAUUCUGAAAUUCUGUGAUUCAAUUUUUUUAUCAUGAGCUUGGAAAUGCAUUUAUUUAGCACUUAAGUUUUAUCAGCAGAUUUAAUUAGAUCUCCCUUUUCCCAGUUAAAAUAAUAGCCGAGGCUUUCAAGAGAGAAAGGGGGGAGUUUUUAAAGAUGAGACAUUAGUUCCUGACCCCCAUUAUGUUUGCUAUUUAAACCGUAUUUGGGUUUGCACAGAGACAAAUAUAGCAUAAAGGUAAAUGCUAUUAUUUAUUUGUAGUACACAAGCUAAAAACUUUGGAUGUAACGUUUCAUGAAACUUGUACACUUUCAGGAAUCUGAGGAAUUUACUUAUGUUCUCUAACUUGUGAGAUUAGUUGUCAGUUGCUAUCAAUACUUUUCAGCAUUGUGCCAUUUUAAAAAAUUGCUUAGCAAAGAGUAAUUUACCAGUUAUAAUUUUAAAAUAUGUUCCCAAAGGUAUAAUUCAUUCAAAUUAAAAUGAGAUACAAGAAAUAGAAGGAAAACCAAGAAGCAGGGGACUGCAGCCAGUCUCAUUUUAUACCCUGCACUCUCAUAAAUGCACAGAUGUCCUUGAGACUCUCAGUUUCAUUAUAAGAUAACUCUGCAAAUUGUUUAAGCUAGAAGCAUAUUGCAAAACUGUUCUUUUCAAUAUUCAGUAUUAUUAUUUUAGCUGCUAGUGCUAAAAGAAUUAAAUUCUUUUAAUUUUCUAGAAGUCCAGAAAGUGGGGAGGUAGCUUCAUACCCCCAUCUAAUUAAAGAAAAAUAAUAAAUUAUUCCUGCAAUUAAUAAUUUCCAGCCAAUCGGCAUGGAACAAUAUGCAGUUUUGUGGUGAAGUACAGUAUAAUUUGUGGACUGUUUAUUAAUGUUAAUAAUAUAUCAGAAGUAAGUGUUGAUAACUGCUAAGAGGGUCUGCCUUUGCUGCUGUGCAGCAUGAUCUCUCAAGGUUGUUGUAUGGCCCAACUAAUACAUUACUUAGAUAGAAUAGGAGCCCCUGGAAAACUGUUCUCCUAUGAUAGGCUUCCAUGUUGCCUAGGUAAAGUAUUCUGUUCCCGCCCCAACUUGUCAAGGUUGAUAGCAACAGCCCCACAUGAUCAGAACUUCUGUACUUUGCUGGGGUGACUCCUUUGUACAGACGUAUACAAAACAUUAGAUCCAUUUUAAGUACUUGCUAUACAGAAUCUAAUGAGCCACAUAGCAAGUAAUAUAAAAAGUAAAACGGUUACAGUAAGCCCACAACUUGCAUGCAAUUUACUUGUGCCCAUUCAGUUUUACAUGCUUGGCAGAAAAAUAUUUUUUUUCAAUAGAAAGGGGGUGGGUGUCUGGGAAAUCCCAGCUGCCAUUGAGCUCAAUGUGUUUUGACUAGAUGUGAUUUUUGGCUGUAGGCAUGAUCCCUGUAACAUAGCCCCACAUAAAUUGCAGACUUACUGUAGUUAUGUUAAUGUUCUUCAGAGUGGUAAAUUAAGAGAUUCCUAUCUCUAUGUAAUGCCCUAUCUAGGAGUUUGCCAAAAAGUGUUAAGUGAGGUGAGGACAGAGGUGCACACCAGCUCCUUUUCAGACCUUCAGCUGAGUGCAUCUUAGGUUCCUGACUGCAAAUGCACUUUGAAUUGAAUAUUAAUGCAGUUAGACUCCUUGUAAAUGGGAGCCCUGGUUUCCCUAUCAGUAUUCUAAGCACAUUCAGCUGAAUAUGUUCAGGAUUCCCCUUUGUCUUAGGGACAAAAUGAAGUGCAGGUUAGCAUGUUUAGGGACAUUGAGAUCAGUGCUGCCUUUCUCCACUUCUAGCUAGUGGUUUCAGAUGGAGAUCAGAAUAGGCUUUUAAUCUGCAAGAAUCUUGGAAAUAAUAUCUUUGCUAAAAAAAAAUUAAAAAUCAUCUAUGGGUCACUGGCAGUCAGCAUAUCACUUGUCAUGUUUUAGGAAAUGAUUCAGUUGGAGGAUAUUCCAAACCUCUCCAGUCUAGUCUCUAGCUUUGACCAACAGCAGCUUGCAAACUUCUGCAGGAUCCUUGCAGUUACAAUUUCAGAACUGGACACAGGCAGUGAUGACAAACAUACACUUCUUGCAAAAAAUGCUCAGCAGAAAAAGAACAUGGGUCCUUCUCGGGCGGAAAUUAAUCAAGGUAAAGCAUCCUGUUUCUGAAAGUAAUAUGUACUCAAAUUGAUAUGUACUCAGUUAAAGUAUUUUAAGAUGGAAGUAAACUUGAUUUCAUUUGGAUUUCUAAUAAUAGUUCUUCCAUCAAUUUAACAUUUGUUAAUCCUGUUUGCUUCUUGUCAUAGCUGCACUCCUCAAUAUACCAGGCUUCAUUGAACGACUGUGUAAACUAGCAACCAGAAAAGUUUCAGAAACAACAGGAACUUCAAGUUUCCUUCAAGAAUUGGAGGAGUGGUACACCUGGCUAGAUAAUGCACUUGUACUUGAUGCACUAAUGCGUGUGGCAGGUGAAGAGACAGAGCAAAGCAGCACAGGUACCUGCUUUUAAAUUUACUAGAACAGCCAUUUAAUAAUCUGGUACCUUUAUCACCUGUAGAUCUGCGUGUGGCCUUGUCUUGCACUGUACUCUUGCUUUGACAUUUUCGUACUGGAAUGGAAGCAUGUGUGCAGCAGUCCCUAAAGACUGAAAAGACUUGUGCAAAUACCUCAGGAUGGUGUAUUCAGUUUCUGCUACAUUGGAGAAACUUAACAUCUUCUCAUUUCCUACAUUUUUGUUGCAUUGAUAACUAUUAUAUAACUACCUCCUUGCCCUUUUUUUUGUCUUUUAGAAUCUUCAGAUGAGAGUGGAUUUGCCUCUACUUCACCAAGGAAUCAACUUCCACAGACCAUGAAGAUUAUGCAUGAGAUUAUGUAUAAACUGGAAGUUUUGUAUGUCCUCUGUGUGCUUUUAAUGGGCAGGCAAAGGAAUCAGGUAAGAUUCUGCAUCAGAAGUAUAUAGUGAAUUGCAAGCAGUGGCUCUGAAAAUUCAAAUGGGGGUCCAGCUAUUUAAAAUCCUACAAUCUUUUCAAACUCUAGACCGCUAAUAAUCUUAUCUUGUAGGAAAUGGAUGCUUGUUGAUUCAUGUAUCUUGCACAGUGAUCAGCUAUAAGGUUUUUGGUUGGUGAUCUAGUAAGAAUUUAAUUUGUAUGUGCCUUUAUGUACUUUUCCAUUUGGCAAGUACUUUGCAUUAAGAUAGGCAGCAGUUAAGGCACCCUGCUUUAUGCAAAUACUUUGAAAUGAGGCUUUUAGCUAAGGAAGUCCAUGCCAUGUUUUAUGCCAGUCUAUUUUGGGAUCAACAAACUCACACUAAAAAGUUUCACUUUAAAUUUUGAAAUUUGGUGCAUUAUUGAAAACAAGUAGAUUAAAAUGAAGGGUGCAGCCACUGCAGAAGCAUUCUUGAAACAACAUUUUCUUCAUUCCUAUUCAUUCCUGUGGGGUGUGCAGAAUAGAAAUCUCUAAUGGAUAUUGCUGGAUAUUGAAAUAUAUAUUUUUCAGAGUUAAUUUUUUGUGUGUGUGUGUGUGUGUAGAUUAUGAGUUUUAUAUUUAUAUAUAUAAUGGGCUAUAUUUUGUGGGGAGAUGGGGGAGCUUUAAAGAAUAAACUGGCACAGUUUAUGGAAGAUCUUAAAACAAUAUACCUGUAGUGAAUAUACCUGAUCAUUCUUCUUGCCUAGGUUCACAAGAUGAUUGCAGAAUUCAGAUUGAUCCCUGGCCUUAAUAAUUUGUUUGAUAAAUUGAUCUGGCGGAAGCAUUCAGCAUCAGCCCUUGUUCUGCAUGGGCAUAAUCAAAACUGUGACUGUAGCCCGGUGAGUAUUAGGUUUAAGCUGCUGCAUAGAGUAUGUUCUUUUGAAAUGGCCCUUAAGAGCUCAUAUGUAAUAGCUGUUAAUAAUGUUGAUAGCUAGCCUCUUCAGUUGUUUUUCAUACUAGUAUUUUUUUCUGAUUGCAAUGGUAACAGCAUCACUCUCUAAAAUGGCUUAAAUAUUUUUUAAAGCCUGGAAGUCGUGAGUUGAUGUUUCUACCAGUCUGCUAGGAAGGAUAUUCUGUAAUGUUUCUUAUAAAAUAAAUUCUCAACUUCUUUCUUCUGUAGGAUAUUACAUUGAAGAUUCAGUUUUUGAGGCUACUUCAGAGUUUUAGUGAUCACCAUGAGUGAGUAUAGAAUAUGUUUGCCAUAAACUUUGUGGUGGCACUUCAUGUAUUGCUGAAUUGAUGGAACAUCAUAUUUGAAGUAACUCGGAUAAUUUAGAACCUCCUCAAAAGUAACAUACAAAGAAUAUGUAAUAGUUUUGAUCAUGUUUUGCUGUUACACUUCCAAGAAGUGAGUGAAAAGAUAUUGGGAGGUAUCUGUAAAGCACAUUUUGGGAGAGACUAUUCAGUGGCUGCCAGCAUGCAAGGGACCAAAAAAUGGAAUACAGCUGUUUAGACUAGUUUUGUCAGAGGACACUUUCAAAGGCACUAUGCGCAUGAAUUUUGAGAUCUUAAACAGAUUGUCCCAAAUCUAAACUUAUAUUUAGGGCAUUCUUUAUCAAAAAGUUCAGGGGGAAAGGAACUGGAAUUGUGAAACUUGGCCUUCUGCUAUUUUAGGAAUUCCUUUUUCACAAUUUCCUUUAAUAUGACCGUAUUCAGCUAAAUAAUUACGCAAGCAGAAUGAUUCCUGCUUGCGCAACAGAAGUUUGCCCCCACACACACACACACCAUCCCCAAAUCUGUUCUAAAGUGUUGGGGGGAAACCCCAGAACAGGGGGAGAUGGGGGAAGGGGAGACAUUAUGUUGCACAAGCGGAAGUCAUUCUGCUUGUGCAAGGAACUACCUAAUGCUACUUUGAAUGCAACAUGUAAUUUAUUCUGUGGGUUCAUUCUAUGGAUUCUCAGGGCUCAAACCCAAAUUGUGAGAUUAUUUGUCCAAUAUAGAGUUAAGUUUCUGUAAAACUGAAUAGAACCUUGAUACCACAGAAGAACCAGCAUAGUUGUGUGCAUUUUUGCAAAGGGAAUAUAGAUGAUGCAUUAAAGAAUCAAUGUUUGUAAUCACUCCUUCUGUCCUGAUUUUUAUAAUAGGAACAAGUAUCUGCUUCUAAACAGCCAAGAGCUUAAUGAACUGAGUGCAAUAUCCCUCAAAGCCAACAUCCCUGAAGUAGAGGCAGUUGUCAACACAGACAGGUAGAGAGAAGUGCAUGUAUGUUUGUAUCAUUUGUUCUUUCUGAAAGUAUGGCAAGUAUCCUGUUUUACCAGGCCUGUCUCUUGAACCCUUGCAAUAAGUUGGGUUAUCUCUAACUUUGUUAGUAUGUUGAACUAGCAAAAACGUGAAUCACUCACACAAUGCAAUGGCAUCUUUCUGAAGUGUAUAUUGGACAUCUGGGUGGGGCCACAUAUGCCCUUUAGGGAUAGCUUGCAGUCCUUUACAAUCUGCUUCUACCCCUAAAGCCAACUCUGUCCCUUUUGAGGCAGAACUUAGGUCUGUUUAUUCAGACCUGUGAACACUUAGCAGCCAAUGUUGGCUGGAGAGUGAAUGCAUAAGCGAUGGAUUUUGAGAGUGGAGGUUGCAAAUCAUAGGUAAUUUUGAUAACUGAUGGGAACAUUCAUGGGAAGCAGGAAAAGGAUCAAAUAGGACUUCAUAAGGAAUUUAAUUAGCAUAUUUAAAGUAUGCAUACACUUAUACAAAUGAACAUAUUUAUUUAUAUAAUGCCCUUUAUACCUAUAUUUUUGCUUAAAUAUUUGUUACAUACAAAUUCCAAAUUGGGUCACGCUGACUUCCUAGUGAAUUGCUGCACAUUCUGUUUAUGAAUGUAGCUUGUGCAAUGCUUUAUGUUACCCCGUUUGAGGUAUGGGACAUUCUUUCCAUCUAAGAGGGAACAAGUUUCACAGCUUCACCCUUUUCAUAGAAACAACAGAUUGAGUUUGUGGGCAAUAGCAGCAUACAUUAUUUUUUUUAAAAAACAAAACAAGUAGUAGCAAGAUGUGGUCCUUACUGCCCCCUUUCCAAGCUAUUUGGCCUGGAAAAUAAAAUUGCUGUAGAUGUCAGUUUGAAGGACAAAGGUGCAAGCAAAUGGACUUCAACUCUCAGAUUCCUAACAUUUGAGGAUUCAUGGGACUGAUUAUCGUUCAUUUGCCUAGCAGAGAGUUCAGUUGAUAUGGAAUGAUAAACCGGGUAAGGUGGCCUCUGUGUUUUAGCCACAAGCCAACACCAUUCUGCUUUUGCUUGUUUUCAUAACUUCCCUAUAAUUACACAUUGUGUAAUCUUGUACAUCUAGAGACAUCUGGAACAUAUAAGUAUUUCCAUAUUGGCUACCAAAAACUCCUGGGUGUAAUUUUAAAAAAUUGAACUAACAUCUGUUGGGUUAGAAUAUGCAAGUUCUGAGUUUGUACAGUUCUGAAUGCUGUGUAAUGGAAAAGUAACAACCCGUUCUUGUGCAUGUAAGCUCAGAAAUAUCCUACAUUCAGUGAGGCUUAGAUUUAGACUGUAGUCAUGUUUCAUUUUAUUCAUAAAAUAUAUACACCACUUGAUUACAAAAACAAAACAAAACCUCAAAGCUGUUUACAAAAAGCUAAAACAAUAAAAUUUGUAGUAUCUGUUUGUGUGAGAGAGCACAAGGUUUUUACAAAUGCAGGUUUUCUUCUUGGGCACUUAAGAUUCAAUCCCAUUGAAAAGGUUUUUAGAAUUACAAUAGAAAAUUCAUUCACCAGCAGGGGGUGUUAGACUGUAAUGUUCCAUGGAGUCACAGUAUGUCCAAAAUACACCAUCCAUUUUGAAAUGGUUGUAGCAUUGCAAAAGCUUGGCAUAGGUUUACUCAGGUAUUGCUGUAUAGAACUGCUAGAUAUUUUCUUAAUAAAUUCCCCUUCAACCCAUUGGUUUACUCAUUGUAAUUUCUCCCCAUGUUUUAGGAAUUUAGUCUGUGAUGGGAAAAGAGGCUUGCUGACCAGACUUCUUCAGGUAAUGAAGAAAGAGCCAGCGGAAUCAUCAUUCAGGUGGGCUCUGUUAUUACUACAUUAAGCAUAGUGUUCUGUUGUAGGAAAACUUGAUCUUCAGAGUCCAGAGAGAAAGUGGAUCCUUGCCAACUAUUUAAAAACUUCAGUUUUGAUUAGUUUUGUCCUUGAAUUGAAAAAAAGUGAGGCCAGCAGUGCUCAGGGAUAGGAGACCUUCUCUCAACAUGGUUUCUACCCUGCCCAUGACCUUAAAGUUGCCUAGUCUCCAAAGAUGUCUUAGUUGUUUAAGCUUUGAAUCCUAACUAGUGAUACACAUAAGGAAGAUCCACAUAUAUAGCCAGUUUUGCUUUGCUUUCCUUCAACUGUUCUCACUAUCAAAAGAGCAUGUCACAUAAAACUGUUUCCACUUUUUAUUUACAAUUAACCAGAUGUUUCUUUCUUAAUAUAAGGUGUUAAUUUUAUUUUAUGCACCAGGUUUUGGCAAGCCAGGGCAGUUGAAAGUUUCUUACGAGGCGCUACUUCUUAUGCAGAUCAGAUGUUCCUGCUAAAGAGAGGGCUCCUAGAGGUAUUCUAAAUGUUUACUAAAUACAUAUGUUUGUGAAGCAUGCUUCUAAACCCUUAAACCCUUGAUUUCUUAGAGAACAUGGAGUCUUUACUAAGAGUUAAUCAACUUGUUAGACAUUGUCAUAAUCUAGGGUUCAGUCCAAUCUUCUGAAGUUUGUCACUUUACUGUGCUCUGUGUCUCUGAAACACCACAGUUAUAAAUUAUCAGGCUUAAUCCCCUAGCAAGUCAAAACACCUUCCCGUAACAAGUAUAGGAAGUCAAAGCCAUUUUAUUUCUGCCUGCAGAAAGCAAAAUGUGAAGCUUAUUGUCUUUAUGGUAAUAUUUUUCUCCUUGCCAGCAUAUUCUCUACUGCAUUGUAGACAGCGAAUGCAAGUCACGAGAUGUGCUUCAGAGUUACUUUGAUCUUCUGGGAGAACUGAUGAAAUUCAACAUAGAUGCUUUCAAGAGGUUUAAUAAAUACAUCAAUACGGAUGAAAAGGUAAACCUAAACCCCCAGAGUCCCAAAUGAAUCCUCAGCCUUAUAAUAUAUUGGAUGCUGGCAAAGCCUAAUCACUCUACUUUUUUAGUUUCAGAUAUUUUUGAAUCAGAUCAACAGCUCACUGGUUGAUUCCAACAUGCUGGUUCGUUGUAUUACUUUGUCUCUAGAUCGAUUUGAGAGCCAGUCAGAUAUUAAAGGUAACUUUGUGGUCUGUUCUGAGACCAAGAAAUUGUUUUUAAAAUAUGGGCUACUGUGUCUAUAACCAUCAGGGAUGUGGUGGCUUCUGAAAAUCCUUUUGGAAUUAUUGGGUGCAAUGAUUGGUUCCUGGUCCAUGGCAAGCAGGUACAUACAGGGUCUGGCUUUUUCCCCAUGCUGAUUAGCAGUGGCAUAUUUGCUGCACAGCCAGCAACUUCAGAAAGAUUUUCAGCAGCCACUAAGGCUUAGAUGAGUUGAUGAUAACAAACAGGUAAAACUCCUAGUAUCUGUUCACAAUAGAUAAGCACCCAUUGUUGCUACUGCUUCUGUUUUUGUCUGAGUUUCUUUGAAGUUAAAAAAGUGGUAAUUUUAAUGGGCACUUCAUGUGGUUGCUUUUCUCAAUUAACGAACAGUGGUUAGAAACAAAUAUUGGCAAAGCUGUUAGUCCUUUCAAAAAUGAUUCUUGGCUCAGCUCUUUCAACCUAACAAAUGGCUUGUCUCCUACAGUGGCAGAAGUCCUGUCUGAGUGCCGCCUGUUAUCCUACAUGUCACAGAUGUCCAUGAGGAUGUCCUUCCUUUUCCGGCUUAUUAAUAUUAUUCAUGUACAGACGCUCACACAGGUAAAAAGCUGGCACUGGCACUGAUCUGCCAUGGAGCAUGUGUAAAUAGAUUUUGUAUCCAAUGUGAUGUUUUCCUUUAAGUUCCUAACCUGUUGGACUCUUGUGUUCCAUAAAUGGACUCUGGGAAUAUCUGUUAGUUUGAGCCUUUUAUAUUUUUUAUCCUUAUUUUCUUUACUAUAGGAAAAUGUAAGUUGUCUGAACACAAGUCUAGUUAUCUUAAUGCUGGCCCGAAGGAAGGACAAACUUCCCUUCUAUCUUCAGACACUGCAAGAGAUGGAAUACACCAAGAAAUACCCUGGAUUUAUCCUGAAUAAUUUUCACAGUCUUCUGCGUUUCUGGCAACAGCAUUACCUCAAUAAGGACAAGGACAGCACCUGCUUAGAAAAUGUAUGUCUGUUCCAGUUGCUUUGGAAUAUGCUUUUUAUAUUUUGUAAUUGCGGCCCAGUGGGGAAAGAGUAAAAGAGAUAGAUGAUGUAAUGACAGUGCUAAGGCAGUGUAAUACAACAGCAACAUGAGUGUCAGGGUGUAUUUUAAGAAUAUGCGAGAAUUGAACACUCUUAGGUGGCUGUGUUGGGCUCUCAACAAAACUAAAGCAUUUUUUGGUUAUUGUAAGUGUCGCAGUUUCUUGGUAAGCCAGAACAGACUGUGUGCUGCCACAGAAACAUUCUGCUUCCUCAGAUGCAGGCUACAUCUGCAUUGAAAAAGUGAGAACUCAUGUUUUGUGUAGGUGGAUCUAAACUGGACUGAAUUUCUUAGCUAUAGUAAAACAGUGCUUUCUAUGUACCUAUGCAUUUGGUCCAUGUUAAUUUGAAGCAAUAGCCCAGCAUUGUCUGGUACUUUAUAUAGUAACUAACACACACACACAUACAUACAUCCACACACACACACACACACACACACACACACACCAUGAUUAGCAUGGAAAUGCUUAUGCUGUUUUUCUUGGCCAGUUGUGGCAUAACAUUUUUCCAUUGGAAGGCAGUUUUUAUAACUUUUUAUAGUAAAAUACAUAUGGAAAACAUUAUAAUUUUGGUCUCCCUGGAGACAUCUGGCCGAUUACUGGAUGGGGGAUGUCCUGGUUCAGGCCAGAAAGAUUGUUGUGCUACUGGGCUAAAUUUAAAGUUUCACUUGUUGGCAUAUAAAGCCCUAAACAGCUAGGAACCAGGCUGUCUGAAAGAUCGCCUUUGCUGCCUGUCCACUGCAGUUAUCUGUGGUGCCAUGUGUGCUGGAGUUUUGUUUCAUGGUAACUCAGAAGUCCUUCAGCACAGGGGCAUCUGUCUUGUGGAAUACAACAUCUGUCAAAAUUAGGCAGGCUCCAACAAUUGGUUUAUAUGCUAAAAAAACUACUUCAGUGGCUUUUCCCAGAUUUGAUUCACGGGCAGUAUCAGAUUUUUUUGUGGGGGGCAUUAUAUUUAUUAUACAUUGCUGUGAUAUUUGUUCAUAUUCAGCAGCUUAUUUGGAAAAAUUAUGAAAUUUAUAAAAAAUUAUAAAAUGGUCAUACUGAUUGCAGAAUUUCUGCAUUCUAAGAAAAUUUGCUUUCCUUUCAAAAGAACAUGCUCCUGAAAGAAGACUGGUCUAAGUUGCUCUGAAUUCAAUUUGAAUUCCUAGUUUCCCUGUGUUUGAUAAUGGGUGGGGCCAACAUGAAGUUUCUGUUCUUGGUAGCAAGUUAGUUGCUAGAUACAGCUGCAUUUUAGUGGUACUUGCUGUUGUGCUGUAGCAUAAACUUUUUUUUCUACCUUCUUUACAGAGUUCAUGUAUUAGUUUUUCCUACUGGAAAGAGACUGUAUCUAUACUGCUUAGCCCAGACCGGACAUCACCUUGUGCCAUAGUUAGCUACAUUGACGAGGCAUACAUGGACAUGGACAGAGAUUUUGCCGAGGAGUAAUUCUUCAGGCUCUGGCUUCCAAUGGACUGUGCUUCAGAGGGAAUCUUGCAGACAAUGGAUUUUCAGGGAUAUGCUGUGUGCACAAACUUGGAACUAUGGAAUGUUACCAUGUUAAAGUUUUCUCUCUCCAUCCCCUGCUCUCAGCACUGUUUUGAAGAGCAAGACAUCACCAACUUCCUAGUCAACAUAUUCAGGGAAUGCUUGUGUUCUGUCCGAAAUUGUCUGCAAAAAGCCCAGUCUUUUCUGCUCACUGUGGCUAGAAUCCUUUGAGUUUGAUAGAUGGGAUCUUUCAGAUGUGCAGUUAUUAGCUGUGGCUUUUUAUCCUGGCUACCAGAAUUAGAUGUUAAAAGUGCAGGCAAUUUUUUGGGCCAUCCAAACAAGCCGAUUUUUAUGAGCACGCCAGAUGCACACCAGCCACAUUUAAGCCACUUUUAAAAGUUUCUAUUUUUAUUGCUUUUUCCUUUGCAUUGGGAUAUAGAACUGAUUGUGUGUGUAUUUUGUUUUUAAAUUCUUGGAGAUAAUAGCUCUCUUCACUUCUUUGCAAACUACUUUGGGAUUGUCUCCUACAAAACUUGUGUCCAAACCCCUUAUUUUAUCUUGUUGUGGUAUUGCAUCCAGAAGUAUCUCUCUCCGUUCUGUGGAAAUCUCUUGUCUUCAGCUGAUUUUACAGUGUGGUCUAGAACAGGCAUACAUUGUGGUGAUGGGGUUAGUCUUGGGAGCCUAGCUUUGACUAGGCACUAAUGAAUUGAAAUUAACUGAUUUCCCCCACUCUAAAUAUUGCAGCCUGACCAUUUUGUCAAUAAAUAACCAACUCAAGUUGAAAAUUUAUUCUGCAGUCCUGCUUUGGCUGACCAUAAAAUCCGCUCUUGAACUUUUGCUAUUUGGAAACCUAACACUCUAGGCUAAAAUAGCAAAAUUAACACCUUUUAUUCCAAUUGUGUAUAUAUAUUUAUUUAUUGUUCCUGAAGUGUAAUAGGUACUGGAAUUGGCUGAUCUUCUCCUAAUGAUACAUGUAUUAAAUGCUGCCCAGUGAUUUUGGUUUGGGGACAAAUUGCUCAACAAUAUCUGAGUUUGCUCUUGUAACUGCUGGCAUUUAAACAAGUCACUUGGAAUAUAAGCUAAUAUUUGAAGUCAGAAACUUUCUGAACAUUCUUUUCAUUACUGUGCUAAAGCACUUUAAGAAGCUUUAGCAGCCCUUUAUCUCCCUCAGUUUAAAAUUACUUUGAUUGUCCCUUAAUGUGUAAAUGUAUACUUCUGGGACAUACUCAUAUAGCACAAUAUACCUCUGAAAAGUCUUGUGUUAGAAUGCUAUGGCUAUGUGGUAUUUUCCUCUAUGAAGGAAAACCUUAAAUAUCAGAACCGGUCUUGGUUCAGAAAGGUAAUUUCCAGACAUGGAACUUAACAGUAGCUGGGAAAGCGGAGUGCUUGACUAGUCUCAUCAUCUUUACCCUGCACUUUUUGCUGCACCUUAUUUUCAGAUAACGCCAUGGAAAGAACAGCUGGACUGCAGCAGGUUUGUUUACAGAUACUAUUUUAAUAUAUAUUUGCCUCAUAAAAAAACAAAGGCACUUGCUUCCAGAAUAAAAAGUAUAGUACUGUUCUAUCUCACAGUACUAGUUGCUCUUUGGUUUAAAUCAGGCGUCCUCAAACUCGGCCCUCCAGAAUUUUUUGGCCUACAACUCCCAUGAUCCCUGGCUAGCAGGACCCAGUGGUCAGGGAUGAUGGGAAUUGUAGUAUCAAAACAUCUGGAGGGCCAAGGUUGAGGAAGCCUAGUUUAAAUAAUCUAAUUGGUUGGGCAUCUAUUAAAGGAACAGUGCAGCACUUUAAGACUGACCCAAUCUGUGUUCUCCUUUGUGGUAUGUUAGAAAUUAAAAUGGAAAUAUGGGAGCAAAUUAUGUAUCUGCUGUGCAGGAGCAGCCAGCCCACAUCCUUUUUGAUUUUUUAUUUAUUUAAGGAUAUGUUAAAAUUUUCAUCCCAAGGCACAAUUAAACUGGCUUUACCUGACUCCACAUGCCUUUGACAGUUAUCAAAUGAGUCCAAGUGUUGAGGUAACUUUUUAUAGCAGACAUUUGCUUCUUGGUUUUAACCUAUUCCUUCUUGGGCUCAUCCUUUUUCCCCUUCCCCAAAUUCUAGGUUAUACUUAUGCAUUGAUCCUCUAAAUGUAGUAACCCUACACUUCAAAUUAAACGCUAUGUAUUAAAAGGCUCAAAUGAGACUGGAUGCCUUCUGAGUCGUUUUAAUUAUUGCAUCCAGUCUGCAAAGAACUUACUAAUUUUCAUCCAGUAUAUAUGACAUAUUUCCUUGUAAUUGAAUGGUCAGGCUGCUUUGUUUCUUUUAUGCAUUUGACUCAGGUGAGACUGAUCCUUAGCUACUCCUGGGAGUGGCUUGGUAUCGCCCACCAUGUUCCUCUAUUUGUUUCCAGUUUAUUGGUCUAGGCCCAGGGGUAAGGAACUUGCAGCCCCUCAGAUGUUGCUGCACUACAGCUUCAAUCAGCCUUGGCCAUAGUGGUUAGACCUGAUGGGAGUUGGAGUCCACCAACAAUUAGAAGGCCACCUGUGUUCCCUAUCCCUGUUACAAGGUGAUUGCAAGGAGUUGAGCUGGGGUUUUUGACUCAGGCUGCACCAUUUGCCUUUCAGUUCUUACAGGGAGCUUGUAUGCCUGAGAGAUCUCCCGCCACAGCUUUUCUCAUAGAAUCUUCUUUGCAAAUGUUUAGAGACUGCAAUGGUAGGCUUGGAUUUAAAUGCAAACUGCUUCAAGGAGUGAUACCGAUGAGUGACACUUAAAUGUGGCUGAAAAACAAAAAAGGUCACUGUUGGCUGUGUUGGCUUUGGUUUGGAUUUUUAAUCACUAAAGGAAUGGAACUGCUGUGUGGCAAGAGGGUGGGCCUCACCAGGCCAACAAAUGUUCCUGGAAAUUUAAAGUAUCUCAAGUGGAUUAAUGUUCAUGCUGCCCAGAUUAAUGCUGAUUUACUAACAGCACAUAAAUGUAUUAAAUGGAAACUAUUAAAAUAAUUUUAUUUUAAAAAAAUAUGCUAGUGAAGGUCUUUACUUUUUCUGCAACAAUUCUCAUAGUCACGGAGCUCUUCCUAUAAAUAGCAUGGAUUGGGUAUAAGCAAGUGGACUUCACAGUUGUAAUGCUCAGGUGGAGGUUUGUGAGUUGAUGGGUUAACAAUAGACACACUGAAAUUAUCAACAGGUCUAUUCUUUGUAUGGCUGGAAGUGAUUACCACCCUUUUUCAGCAAGUCUUAAGGACCCUUAUUCCAAUUCUACUUUAGUGUAGGAUCUGUUGGCAUACUUGUGUGAUUGUGCAUAAUUCUGCAUGCUUUGGGAACAAGUACCAUUAAUGUGGAAGCUUGCAAUCUGAAUAUGCUUUGAGAAGGGAUAGUUAAGGGGAACUUGGCUGCCUCCUAACCACCUUCAGUAGGGAUAUGUCUGCUGUAGAACGUAGCAUGGUAUCUUUGCAGCCCUGGGUCAACUGUAUUAUUACUGUUGCAUAACUAUCAUUAGAUGCCGUAUGUCUAAGAAUUAAAAACAUUGGCUUCACAAUGAAGGCUGCUCUUUGUCAGGUAGCACAAUACAUUUCCCCUUUGUGUGGGUUCUUGAGUUAUUUUUCCAAAAGACCUUAGAGUGUCCAAAAAACCUUGAUCUAUACAUACUCCAUGAUUGAAGUUUUCACAUCUGACCAUGUUUCCUUACCUGCUGUACUUGAGAAAACACCUCUAUCACCACUGGAAGUCAAUUCUCUACCGGGCCAUCCUCCACUAAGUAGAUGGGGAAAGUUGCCUACUGAUGAUUCCAUGAUUCUUAGAAAAGGACUUUGAAAGUUCUUCCUGCCAUAUUUCCAUUUUAAAUAGAGGAAUUGUCAUAGUGAGAACAAUAGUCCACCCAAUUAUAAAUAGGUCACAGCCUUCUCAUGAAUGCUAGGUUUUAUUCACUACAGAGACGGUGAUGGCUGUUGCAGCCAUUUACAUCUACACAAUGACAUACAUGGUGAGAGAAGGGAUGUUGCACUGCAGCUUCUUAUUCUUCAUACUGUU